Molecule: messenger RNA, 4151 nt
Organism: Acipenser ruthenus (sterlet)
Lineage: Eukaryota; Metazoa; Chordata; Actinopteri; Acipenseriformes; Acipenseridae
Product: cyclin-Y-like protein 1
Exons: 10
Coding region: 491-1522 (343 amino acids)
Biological process (GO): regulation of cyclin-dependent protein serine/threonine kinase activity; regulation of canonical Wnt signaling pathway
Cellular component (GO): plasma membrane
Molecular function (GO): cyclin-dependent protein serine/threonine kinase activator activity; protein kinase binding
Source: RefSeq, a predicted model, not a curated record
AUCGCCGGUUUUAUAUAUCUUUUAUUUUAACAUCUCGAGAAUGAUUUACAGUAAGUCGCCCGUGACACACUGACUUAACUUCACCAACGCCGUGGACCAGUGUGAGAUUUAUUUCACAAGCAGUCUGCGAAGGGUUGACAUCCGCUGUGAUUUGUCAAGUCUGCUAGUCGUCAUUGAAUUUCAGCAGGCUGUUUGUGUGUUUGAUGAGGGCGCUGUGUUACCGGUAUUACACCUUGACGAAGAAUUGCACCCUAGGACCGACAUCCCUAUGAGGAUCUAACUUUAUUUUAACACCACUGUAGAACUAAUUAGUGCCUUUUUUUGUACAUUUUAACUUUACAGUAAAAUGGCUGCAAUUGUGUUAGGUUCAGCAUUUUCAAAAUUUAGCUAGUACUAUAAUAGCGGCAUAUUUCACUGUGCUUUAUUUUAUUUUAAGCAAAAGGAUACGUUACUCCCACAAACAUAUAUUUUAGUAGGAAAGCACUAAGAAAUGGGAAACACGGUGUCGUGUUGCGUGUCCCCCGGUGGGAGUCCCAAGGUGAGCCGGGCACGCAGGAAGCCGGAGCGUCCGGAUGUCUACCAAGUGGAGGCAGAAUUGAAUGAACCCGAUUCGGGACCCUCUCUGCAGCACAUCAGUGACAGAGAGGUACCCGACGAUUUAGCGCCAGAAUCCAAUCCAUCGGACCACCCGAGGGCAAGUACCAUCUUCCUCAGCAAAUCCCAGACGGAUGUGAGAGAUAAGAGGAAAAGCAAUCACAUAAACCAUGUGUCCCCUGGGCAGCUCUCCAAGAAGUACAGCUCCUGUUCUACGAUAUUUCUUGAUGACAGCACAGUCAGCCAGCCUAAUUUAAAAAGCACAAUAAAGUGUGUUACAUUAGCAAUAUACUACCACAUAAAGAACAGGGAUUCGGACAGAUCGCUUGAUAUCUUUGAUGAAAAGCUGCAUCCUCUAUCGAGGGAAGAGGUGCCUGAAGAUUACUGUAGGAGUGACCCGGAGCAUAAGCACAUCUACCGGUUUGUCAGAACCCUCUUCAGUGCUGCCCAGCUGACAGCGGAGUGUGCAAUAGUAACCCUGGUUUAUCUGGAACGCCUGCUGACGUAUGCAGAGAUUGAUAUUUGUCCCAGUAACUGGAAGAGGAUUGUACUGGGUGCUAUCUUGCUGGCAUCGAAAGUGUGGGAUGACCAAGCAGUAUGGAAUGUGGACUACUGCCAGAUCCUUAAAGACAUCACUGUGGAGGACAUGAAUGAAAUGGAAAGGCAGUUCUUGGAGCUGCUGCAGUUUAACAUUAACGUUCCGGCCAGCGUUUACGCCAAAUAUUACUUUGACCUGCGCUCGCUGGCAGACGACAACCACAUGAACUUCCCCCUGGAGUCCCUCAGCAAGGAGAGGGCACAGAAGCUGGAGGCAAUCUCCAGGCUCUGUGAGGACAAGUAUAAAGACCUGAGUAAAGUUGCUAUGAGAAGAUCGUUGAGUGCAGAUAAUCUAUUGGGUAUCCGUCACUCUAACGCAGUGCUGUCCUAGACCCCGAGUGGGACUGCUGCUGCAGAGGGGGCUUUACUGGGAGUCCUUCACCCAGAGAGGAGCAGCGCUCUCGUUAACCCCAUCCACUACAACAAGCACACUCCAGUAAAGAGAAAAUAUAUACAAAUUGAAAGAGAAAAAUAGGUGCUGCUUCGACAGCACACAACUCUGCUGAAAUACCCAGAGGUGCAAAAUAAAAAGGGGUUUGCUUACUAUGUAGGCUAAGAGCUGUGAAAGCUGUCAGUUUUUAAUUGAAAAUCAUUUGCCAAUGGAGUAUUUUAAAUAAACACUAAUCGAGUAAUCUUUUUUUGACUGUUCCCAGAGUUCUAGAGAGCUGUAUCUAAGCUCAUGGCUGCAGUACUGUAUGUUCAUAUUCCAAAUGGAAGCACGAUAUUAACAGUUUUGCAGUGUGUGUGUGUGUUUUUUUUUUUUAAACGAUUGUGUGGCACGAUGGAUAGGGGAGUUUCACGGACCUGAUAUCGGCUUCCUCUGUCCAAUUGAAUACCUCAUUGCAGAGAACAUUUCUUUAAACCUUUUAGCUUUAUACGUAGAGUGAAAAGAAACCAACCAAAACACCUGCUCACAUGGUACAGCGUUUUAUUAGCAAUCGAUAUAGCAUGCACCCUGAAGAUCUUCAUUAUUAAUUGAGGUUUUUUUCCUCCGCUAAUCCUAAAACAAAACAACAUUGUCGUAAGGCAGUUGCAUCAUAUUGCUGUAUUGUACUUUGUGUUUAAAAAAAAAAAAAAAGUGCUGUUUUUCUACAUUAAUAAAAAUAAGGAUGCAUGGUAUAUCAGUUAAUAUAAAAUACUUUUAUAUAGUGAAGUAUGUCUGUUUUUGUUGCUGAUGCUCACAAGCCUUUUACUGACUGAUGUAUACAUAACACCUUUGCUCUUAUCAAUAUGACCGCUUUUGUUACUGGUAAGAGCGAACUAUUCAGUUCCUCUUUUAAUGGGGGAGGGGAAGAGUCACUUUUUCAGAUUGGAUCAGGUUGUAGUGCAUUGCUUAGUACGAAUGAUUUUUCCCCAAAUUUGCAUUUUUGAUUCCAUGCAACUUAUCCAGGCAUAGCAUGUGCUACAGCAUCGCACUGUAGGGUACUGUACUUCUGCUCUGCAGUGAUUGAGGGAGAGUAAGUAUUAAUACAACCAUUGUGCAAUAAGGUUUGUUUAUAAUGCAUCAUGCCUUCUUCUGUGAGGGGUCUGUGUGUGCAUUGUGCAACACCAGCGUAUGGCUUUUGUUUGUUUUUAUCCUAUAUUUCUUUUCCUACUGCUAGACUGCUUGUUUUUUCUUAACACUGUUUUUAAAGGCCGUACACAAAGUACAUGCUCCACUCUUUUGGUUGGCAGCAUUAUCUUCAUUAAGGGUCAGAAGAAUCUGUCUUGUUAUUAAAUUCAAUUUAAAAUAAUAUUAAACUGUUCAAGGGCCCUGACGUAAGGGGGGGUAAUAUUCUCAUGAAAAUGUUAAUAUCAUUGGUAAAAAUAACAUUUCAAUAAACAGUCCUACCAUAUCUGAUCAUUGGUCGAUAGAGCACAGUUACAAACUCACUACUCUCUAGCUCAGUGUUGGAUUAAUUGACAGUAUGCAUUCAGUUUCUAUAUACGUGAUUUACAAGGCAGGGAAGGCUAAUCUUGUAAUUGGUUCCUAUUUGAACUUCCCAAAGGAGGCCACUAAAAUAGUGCUUCCAGGUCAUAUAUAAAAUGUUAUCACCUUGAGGCAAAGGGCAUAGAGUGUUGUAUUGAAACUAUCCAUGGCAGGUUAGAGUGCUACUUGUCAAAUAACCCACAACCCCUGAAGUGUGAAACAGUAGUCCAUGUCCUUGUAUUGUUUUAUAGAAUGUUUUUAUUGAACUUGCAUUUAUAGGUUUCAACAUUCUAGAACACUACUGUAGGUUCGAUUGUAAUUUUUUUAUUGUUUUGGUAUUUUACAUUAAUAAUCCCCUUUUGACCCCACCCAUCCAUCCAUCCAAGAGCUUACACCAAAAUAAAAUCUCCAAGCUGUUUUUUGCCACCUCUGACAUGAUGCUUGAAAGCACAAAAUGACUGCUCAUUUCCUUUGUUAUUUCCCUCUAGUGUGAUGUAACAUUGUCUUGGGCCCAUUAUCCACUUGGUUGUCCUUUUCUUUCUGCUCAAUUGAAAUCCAGCAACAAUAGCAAUCUUGGAAUCUUUGGGUCCACUGUGCGGUCCUGCAAAAGUACUGUACCCCUGGGUUUAAUAAUAUUUGCUUUGUGUUCUAAUUCAUUUUUUUAUAACUUAUUUAAAUGGUGAGCCUGGUUUAUUAUGCGAGAUUAUUUGUUAUCAAAGUUAAGUUAGUGUAAGGAAGGUUCCGACUCCAACAGAGUUGUCAUCAUGUGUGAAACUAGAGCAAGUAGGACCAAUAUGGUAAAGCAGGGAAUACAGUUACAUAACCUUGUCUAUAAAUAAACCUUGUGUUCAUAAGGGUUGUAUUCUGCUUUCUACUUACUGUGCAUUGUGGUAUCGGAUGACCAAUGUGUUGGGCAGUUUCUCUCCUAAGCAAUAACUGCCUCUUAUAAACCAUAAACCCAUGAUACAGCAAUGGGGAUUGGUAUCUGUAACAACGAUUGUAAAGCAAAGGUGAUUGCUGCCUUUAGAUUUCACAGUACACACUUCAAGUG